AUGGGGUACAUUAUUCAAUGUAAGAACUUGACGCACUUGCUUGUGUUAUUAGCACUGAUUAUUUGUUUGGUGGGAGUUUCAGUGUGUGAGGGUCGGCGAUUGUCAGCAGAGGUUUCGAAAAUCAGAGUGGUAGCAAUUAAGAAGUUGAGAAAGCUAUUGGUGAUGUUAUUAAGUUAUCGAUUAUGGAGUGAUGAUGGUAAUAGUUGUGAUGUUCUUCUUAUAUAUUCAUUCAUGGUGGCGGAGAAGAUUUUUGAGGAGUGGGAGUCCCAGUGCACCAUGUAUGAUUUCAGGGUACUCAAUAAGCUUCUCGUCGCUUACUGUCGAAAGGGUCUUCUUGAAAAGGCUGAAUCUGCUCUGUAUUUUGAUGACGUGAAACUAUUACUCUCUUCUAGUCAUGCAGAAGAACUUGAGAGUAGUGAGACAACUACUGCGAGGAAAAGAAAGAAGUCAUUUUCUGACCCAGAAGAUGUUAGUGAAUCUUUGAGUAUUCAAUCCAAUUCAUCUGGGGAGUUUGCUUCAGCCUCCAGUAGUGCUACUUCAAGUUUGCUUUUGGAUCGAUACGAUGACCAGCUUCUGGACACAAGGUUUAUAUCUAGCAAGUCUAUAAGGCGAGAGUUGAGACGACAACAGCGCAUAGCUGCUGAAAGAAUGUGUGAUAUCUGUCAGCAAAAGAUACUUCUUGAUAAAGAUGUAGCAGCACUAAUGAAUACGAAGACUGGAAAACUUGCUUGCAGCAGUAGAAAUAUGAAUGGGAUAUUUCAUGUAUUUCACAUUUCCUGCCUCGUACACUGGAUCCUUCUCUGUGAGUAUGAAAUAAUGAUGAACCAGUCAGUCAGUCCAAAAGGGAAACGAAAGUCUAGGAGAAAGAAUGGAGCCAAGCACAAUGAAGUGGGAAAGGAUGGAGAACUUAUAUCUACAAACCAAAUUUGUUCUGUGCUCUGCCCAGUGUGCCAGGGUACUGGUGUGCACAUUGAAGGAGAUAAGCUUGAGGAAGUAACUGUCACUCUCUCUCAGAUGUUCAGAUAUAAGAUUAAAGUGAGUGAUGCACAUAGAGCUUGGAUGAAAAAUCCUGAAGUGUUGCCAAACUGCUCAACAGGAUUUCAUUUCCCUCCUCAAUCUGAAGAAACGUUUCAGGAAAAGGUGUUGCCUCUAAAAUUGCUUCAUUUCUAUAGUGCCAAUGAACAGUAGUCAUGCACAAGUUUUACCGAGAUGAGCCUUGCUAAUGACCUAUAGGUUUAGUAAUAGCAUGCAGAAUUUGCUGUAAACAAACAUUUAUCAUGUAACCUGUUGUACAGGUAAUUGUCAUGUUUCUCAUGAAAUUCUUGAAUGGCACUUCAGACAAGGGUGGGUGCGUUCAGGAGUUUAACCUUUGUGGAUAGCUGUAUAUAUGUUGUCUAACAGAGGUCCAUACAUCAGUGUACAUUGCUUGCAUGUGUCUGCACUGUAAAUGAAUUGGUAGAUUGACUCUUAAUUGUUGAAUGCUGUACUUCAUUUCUAUAUUUUUUUUCUUUCUUAACUUAUUGAUUAAACAGUUUAGCCC
Messenger RNA from Pistacia vera, 1540 nucleotides. RefSeq lists its product as uncharacterized. The transcript is spliced from 6 exons. The record is from RefSeq and is a predicted model, not a curated record. Bases 1 to 1188 code for a protein of 395 amino acids. Lineage: Eukaryota; Viridiplantae; Streptophyta; Magnoliopsida; Sapindales; Anacardiaceae.